Molecule: messenger RNA, 2139 nt
Organism: Tarenaya hassleriana
Lineage: Eukaryota; Viridiplantae; Streptophyta; Magnoliopsida; Brassicales; Cleomaceae
Product: alpha-dioxygenase 1
Exons: 10
Coding region: 49-1968 (639 amino acids)
Biological process (GO): response to oxidative stress
Molecular function (GO): peroxidase activity; heme binding; oxidoreductase activity, acting on single donors with incorporation of molecular oxygen, incorporation of two atoms of oxygen
Source: RefSeq, a predicted model, not a curated record
UCAUCAAAGAAAAUAAUCAGAGAGACUGAAAACAAAAAAAACUCCAAAAUGACAACCAUUAGCUCUUUCCUCUCUGAUUUUCUGCUUCGAUUCAUCGACAAAGAUUUCCAUGAAAUUCUCUCUAGAAUGACCCUCAUUGAUCGCUUUCUGUUCCUCAUAGUGCAUACGGUGGAUAAGAUGGUGGCAUGGCAUAAGCUACCGGUGUUCUUGGGAUUGGUCUACUUAGGGCUAAGGAGACAUCUUCACCAAGAAUAUAACCUAAUCAACGUGGGUAAAUCUCCUGUCGGGAUUCGGUUCAAUCCCUCCGAUUAUCCGUACCGGACGGCCGACGGUAAGUUCAACGAUCCCUUCAAUGAAGGAGCCGGUAGUCAAAACAGCUUCUUUGGAAGGAACGGUCCAGCUCAUGACCAGAAAAAGAAGUUGUUGAAGCCAGAUCCCAUGGUGGUGGCCACGAAGCUAUUGGCAAGAAGAAAAUUCAUAGACACGGGAAAACAAUUCAAUAUUAUCGCUACGUCGUGGAUUCAGUUCAUGAUCCAUGACUGGAUCGAUCAUUUGGAAGACACCCACCAGAUCGAACUGGUGGCGCCAAGAGAAGUAGCGAACAAAUGCCCAUUAAAGUCCUUUAGGUUUUACAAGACAAAGGAAGUGCCGACCGGUUUCUUCGACACCAAGACCGGUUCCCUUAAUAUCCGUACACCUUGGUGGGAUUCGAGUGUGAUAUAUGGAAGCAAUGCGAAGAUGUUGGAGAGAGUGAGAACGUACAAAGACGGGAAACUAAAGAUAUCGUCGGAAAAAGGGCUCCUCCAUGUCGGAGAGGACGGCUUAGCCGUCUCCGGCGACGUUCGCAACAGCUGGGCCGGCGUCUCCGUCCUGCAAUCCCUUUUCGUAAUGGAGCACAACUCCGUCUGUGACGCGCUCAAGAAGGAAUAUCCUGAUUUGGAAGACGAAGAUUUGUAUCGCCAUGCGCGAUUGGUGACGUCGGCAGUGAUAGCUAAGAUCCAUACCAUUGAUUGGACCGUCGAGCUUCUCAAGACCGAUAUGUUACGCGCCGGGAUGCGUGCAAACUGGUACGGGUUAUUAGGGAAAAAAUUCAAAGAUGCAUUCGGACACGUGGGGGGUUCGGUCUUAGGAGGACUCGUGGGUCUAAAGAAGCCUCAAAACCAUGGAGUUCCAUAUUCUCUAACCGAAGAAUUCACAAGUGUUUACAGAAUGCACCCUCUUUUACCCGACGACCUUAUUCUACGUGACACCAAAGUCAAACCCGGGACCAACAAAUCUCUCCCCGUGGCCAGCACAGUUAAUAUGGGGAAUUUGAUUGGUCGAAAGGGAGAGACGACGCUUUCAGAAAUAGGGUUCACAAACCUGAUGGUGUCAAUGGGCCACCAGGCAUGUGGGGCCCUCGAGCUCUGGAAUUAUCCCGAAUGGCUCCGUGAUCUUGUUCCUCAAGACCCCGACGGCCGUGAUCGUCCCGACCAUGUCGACCUCGCCGCCCUCGAGAUCUAUAGGGACAGGGAGAGGAGCGUCGCACGUUACAACGACUUCAGGAGGGCAUUGUUUCUGAUUCCGAUCUCGAAGUGGGAAGAUCUGACGGACGACAAGGAAGCCAUAGAGGUGCUUGAUGACGUGUACGGUGGUGAUGUGGAGGAGCUUGAUAUUAUGGUGGGCCUUAUGGCAGAGAAAAAAAUCAAAGGCUUCGCUAUUAGCGAGACCGCUUUUGUCAUUUUCCUCCUCAUGGCCACAAGGAGGUUGGAAGCUGAUAGAUUCUUUACGAGCAACUUCAACGAGGAGACAUACACCAAGAAAGGGUUCGAAUGGGUGAAUACUACGGAGAGUCUAAAGGAUGUUUUGGACCGUCAUUACUCGGACAUGACCGAUAAGUGGAUGAAUUCUGAGAGUGCCUUUUCGGUAUGGGAUUCACCACCUGUGAAGGAAAACCCUAUCCCCCUCUACCUCCGCAUUCCGGCCUAAUCCGAUAAAUAAAAAUCGAUAUAACUAUUCGUUAUCAUAUUGUUGGAACCUUGUUUUUCAUCGUGUGCUUUUUGGUAUAAUCCCAUUUGAUGUAUUUGGUCGUGUCUGUUUUCCAUUAUGAAGAAACUUUUAAUAAAAACAUAUUGUGUUGUUGCUCUCGUGUGGGGAAAA